Crotalus tigris (Tiger rattlesnake) is the source of this 2004-nucleotide messenger RNA. Its product is annotated as thyrotropin-releasing hormone receptor-like. NCBI's taxonomy places the organism in Eukaryota, Metazoa, Chordata, Lepidosauria, Squamata, Viperidae. Gene Ontology annotation, molecular function: thyrotropin-releasing hormone receptor activity. Gene Ontology annotation, cellular component: membrane. The transcript is spliced from 3 exons. The record is from RefSeq and is a predicted model, not a curated record. Gene Ontology annotation, biological process: phospholipase C-activating G protein-coupled receptor signaling pathway. The coding region runs from base 703 to 2004 and encodes 433 amino acids.
CACAUUGAGUUGGGAGUGCUGAAAGAUAGCAUUAAAAUGAGGUUUAAGAUCAAAAGACAGCAGCCCUCCCCCCUUCACAUUUCUCUUACAUACCCACUCUUUGACACACACACAUACACACAAAGCAAGGAAGGAGGGUGUCCAAUAAGAGCUGUCAGUGAUUGAAUGCUUCCAAAUUGGUCAAUUAUCUCACUUUAAAUGGAUUAAUCCAAUCAUUAGCCAAUUACUUUAAGUGCUUGAAUGUACUUCAAAAAAAAAAAAGAAAAAGCAGAAAAAAAAGGAAAGAAAGAAAGAAAAGGCUCAGGAACGUGGACGGGGGCACCUCCGUGGCAAGCUUUUCUUCCCCGCAGAAAUAAAUUUCUGGGAACCUGGAAGAAGACCUGGAAGGACAAAGGGGGCAGGGAAGGAGUGGGACCUGUGGCCCCCAGAUGUUCCUAGAGCCAAAAGGGAAGCAUGUCAGGAAUGGAUGAUUGGCGCCAUUGGGAGAACUACACAUUUCUCACCUCUGUUUUAGGUGGGGUUUUUUUUUUACCAUUUUUGUUUUAAUGUGUGGCUGGUGUUUGAGAGCCUUCUGAAACCAGUUGUGACUGAGGAUAGGCAGAGACUAGUACAUGCAAGGGACAUCGUACUUGGGUGUUCCUCUGCUUAACAUCUGCUUGACACGUCACCAGGACUUCCCUGUUUGGCCAAUGGAGACCUCUGAUGGUCUUGAUGGGAGAGGAGGCCCCUUGUUUCAUGAAACCUUGUUUUUUUUUUAACCACCCCAGGCAGUGUCUUCCUCUAACUUUGGCCAUGGAGAACAUCAACAGCAGCAAAGUAGACACCCCCACCAACAUCUCCUUGGGGAUUGGCGGUCUCCCAUUCAGCAUCUUUGAAUACAAGACCAUCUCAGUCUUCCUGGUGCUUGCCAUAUGUGGAAUUGGCAUUAUUGGCAAUGCCAUGGUAGUCACCAUUGUUCUGACCACCCGUGACAUGAGGACUCCGACCAACUGCUACUUGGUUAGUUUGGCUGUGGCUGAUCUGAUCGUUCUAGUGGCUGCUGGCCUGCCCAACAUCUCUGACAGCCUGGCAGGAACAUGGAUCUAUGGCUUUGCUGGGUGCCUUGGCAUUACCUACUUUCAGUACCUGGGCAUCAAUGCAUCCUCCUGGUCUAUUACAGCUUUCACUGUAGAAAGAUAUAUUGCCAUCUGCCACCCAAUGAAGGCACAGACAAUGUGCACUGUGUCUCGGGCCAAGCGCAUCAUGGCAUUUGUUUGGAUACUCACUUCAGUGUACUGCAUGCUCUGGUUCUUCCUGGUGGAUGUGUCUGCUAACAACAGCCAGCAGCUGGAGUGUGGCUAUAAGGUCUCCCGCAACCUUUACCUGCCCAUCUACCUGCUGGACUUUGCCCUCUUCUUCAUCACACCUCUGCUGCUCACCACUGUGCUCUAUGGCCUCAUUGGAAAAGUCCUCCUCCAGAGUCAUGCCCUGCACCACACCGCUGGCCUCAGUGAACACUGGCGAGAACGAAGCAACCAGGAGAAAAACGGCACCGAGGUUGGCCAGAGCAGAGCUGGCAGUUCAAGAGCCAGAGUGCCAGUCUCUUCCAGGAAACAGGUCACCAAGAUGUUGGCUGUGGUGGUGGCCCUCUUCGCCCUACUCUGGAUGCCCUACAGGACUCUGGUUUUGGUGAACUCCUUUGUGGAGCACCCCUACCUGGACCGCUGGUUUGUCCUCUUCUGCAGGAUCUGCAUCUACACCAACAGUGCCAUCAACCCCAUCAUCUACAACCUCAUGUCCCAGAAGUUCCGUCUGGCCUUCAAGAAGCUUUGCAAGUAUAGCGAGGAGGAACUUCAGCAGCAGCGUAGCUUUCACACAGCCUCUGGCAAUGAGAGCUCCAGGAAAGUUGGCCCCAUCGGCCAGCAGGCCAACCACAAAGCGGGGAGACUGGCUGGGACCAUCGGAGCAGAGGCUGAACAACAAACCCUGAGCCAGAAAGAGGAGAUGCAGUUCAGCCUGCUUUGA